Letharia lupina is the source of this 2148-nucleotide messenger RNA. RefSeq lists its product as uncharacterized. The record is from RefSeq and is a predicted model, not a curated record. Gene Ontology annotation, cellular component: nucleus. Gene Ontology annotation, biological process: regulation of DNA-templated transcription. The transcript has a single exon. The coding region runs from base 1 to 2148 and encodes 715 amino acids. NCBI's taxonomy places the organism in Eukaryota, Fungi, Ascomycota, Lecanoromycetes, Lecanorales, Parmeliaceae. Gene Ontology annotation, molecular function: zinc ion binding; DNA-binding transcription factor activity, RNA polymerase II-specific.
AUGUCUGCAUAUGGCGCCGCUCCAAGUGCACCUAUGCUGCCGCAGCAAGGUCCUUCCCUUUCCAACAACUACAUCCCCUACCCGCCCUUGCCCAAUCUUCCUCCGAACGCGUCGAAUCCCAUCUUUCCUGACGUCGACCCUCAACUUGCGCCUCCCACCCAGGCGCAAACACCGUCAAACAACAAUACGAGUAAGAUUCAAGGUCAUGCAGGCGAGACAAAAGCCAGGCUACGUAAGGCUUGUGACUCAUGCUCUGUGCGAAAAGUGAAAUGCGACGAACAACAACCCUGCAAGGCUUGUGAGGGUCUCCAAAUUCCAUGUACCUUUGAACGACCAAGCAAGCGCCGAGGUCCUCCUAAUAAACACGCCGAGAGUCUCAAGAGAAAAUACGACUCGCCCGCAGGUCCAGCAAUGUCUCAACCGCAACCGUCCUCGCCCACACACGCUGCCCACACUCUCGCCUACUUCUCCCAGCAGCAGGUGCUCUCUGCAGAAACGAUAUGUCCCCUUUCCAUGCUUGAGCGGCUGGUCGAUGACUACUUCACAUUCAUACAUCCUCUUGUCCCACUUCCUCACGAACCAUCCUUUCGGGAUGCCUUUAACCGGCGCCAAGACCUGACCAAUCCGACUUUUGUAGCUUUGGUCGCUUCGAUGCUUGGCUAUCUGGUGGCUUGCUUCCCUCGAAGACCUCGACAACACAUCCGCGAAGGUGUGCCAAUGGAACACCAGCAACAGAUGGAUUCCUUGUAUUCGAACCCGAUGGAUCUGGUGGAUCGAUGCCAUAAGGUAGCGAUGGAGGCUCUGGGUCCUGCAUAUUUGGACCGCAAAAUGUCGGUCCAUGAUGCUGUGAUUAGCUACCUGCAGGGGUUGACAUGUGUCCAAACAUUCAAUCGGCAAUCCGCCAUCCACUACUUCAAGCAAUGUAUGACUAUAUCUGCAACCGUCGGUCUUCACAAGGUCAAUGUCACAAGUACUACACACACGAACGGUCAUGCCUUACCAACACCUAGGAUGACAGCGAAUGGCCAUGCUCUCGAGGGACCACAUCAUGUCGGUGUCGAUCAAUUGAUGCGAGAGUUGGGAGUAAGAACAUUCUGGGCUUUAUUCGCGGGGGUGAAAUUAUUCCAGCAGGCUGGCGUCUCGCAAUGGGACCUGCUAAUGCCACCAGCAACGCCAUCACACCCAUAUCCUCCGUUACCCGUUGAAGUCGAUGAUGGCUACAUUACACCAGAGCAUGUCCAUCUCGAUCUCCAGCCUCCAGGCCUCGUUCCCGUAAUAACCGGUUUUAACGCCAAUAUCCGAGUUCUAUCUACCUACAAUGACUUAGCAGCAAUGGAGCUAGUCCGUGGUAUUGACAACGUCGUAGACUGGGAGCGGCAAAAGAGAGCCUUGGAGGAAUCUCUGCAAUCCGUCAAGCGCAUGCUUGACGGUCUUCCUGGCGAGCUUGUCCUCAGUUUCCGGGCUCCAUCACCUCGGUCGCGAGAGCCAAAGUAUCCUUCCCCAAACCCUGAAUCCACCGUCGGCCAGGAACUGGCUCAGUACGCAACGAACGGCUUUGAUAACACACGUAUUGACUUCAACCGACCUGAAGAGCGUCGGCGAAUCCAAUAUGAGAUCCAAAAGGCCAACAUUUAUACUACCCAGCUAGCCACACGCUUGCAUCUCGUCGAGAAAUACUGGAAUCUCUACGACGCCUACAACCUCAAAAAAUCUGGUGGUGGCAGUUCAGAUAGAGCAUCAUCUCCAGGGAUCAUCGCCCCCAUUCUAGACAAAUACGACCCGUCCACCCAUUUCAGCACUACGGAACAAGAUCUCGCGGCUGAGCGUGAGGAUAUUGUCAAGAUCUUUCUCAUCCUCCUCGGCCAAAUCAACGAAAUCAACACGGAAGCACUAGGCAAUUCGUUCAUCAGCGAAAUCAACCGAAUCGCGCGGGUGUUGCUUGACGCGCCACUUGUUCGCAAAGGAAACCUGGCGCAGGGAAGCGAAACCUAUGUGAGGGCGUCUCUGGCUGUGCUGGAGAAAUUGGACCUGGCCAGUCCGACUGGUGAUUGGCUGACCGACGAGGACGAGGUGCCCCAGCUUUGGGCGACGUUGAGAGGGUACCAGGCUAGUUUUGCGCAGAGUGGAGGAUUCGGAGGGGAGGUCUAA